Molecule: messenger RNA, 6070 nt
Organism: Psylliodes chrysocephalus
Lineage: Eukaryota; Metazoa; Arthropoda; Insecta; Coleoptera; Chrysomelidae
Source: the annotation of a GenBank genome assembly
CUAUAUGGCAAGUACCGUGCACCUUAGCAUCGGUAAGGGGGAAGAAAGAUUCUGACUUACAAUCAUAAAAAGAACAUACAUCUCAGCUUAGUCGAUGUAAGUUAGCUCAGAUUAUUUGUAAAAAGAAAACGACUAUUAUUUGCUGCGUUUGAGAAUCCACAUCGGAUGCAUCUGAGAUGUAAAAAAUCUUUGAUCACGUGAUUCAGUAUACGUAAAUGUAAUGGGACAGAUGUGUCCGAUGUGGAUAAAAAAACGCUCGAGAUGUAAAAAAAUGCAUCCGAUGUGGAUUCUCAAACGCAGCAUUUAUAAUAUAUGUUGCUACUGUUCCAGAAAAUUUUCAUCUGGCAACAUUGCCCUAAACUGUCAGUUCUCACUUGUCAGCAUUUUGACAGUUGAUUAGGUAUAAAAAGGAGGUUAUGCCUAAGUUUAUGCGUCAAUAGAAAUAAUAGAAAUUUAUAUCAUAAAAUAAAAUAAAAUAUUACUUACCGGUAUAAUGGGCAAAGUGGGCAGUGUGGGCAGUGUGGGCAGGGUGGGCAGGGUGGGCAGAGGGGGCAGAGGCGGCAGAGGGGACAGAGUGGUCAAAUGGUACAGAAGAAUAAAAGAUCCACAACCUGCUAUAAUACUUCCCGAUGCACCUAUAAUUGUAACUAAAAAGAGAAGAAAAAGUAAAAUGUUUAGAAAGAAAGUAGCAAUGGAUUGUCAAGGUUCUAUAUUCUAUCACAAAUUUGAUAUUAAAAAUAACGGACCUUAUGACAAAGAUUACAUUAUAAAGUCAGUUGUGGACUUCGUUUAUCCUUCUCCUAUCGUACCAGUUAAUUUUCGUCGAAAUAGUAUGUCAUACUGGUUUGUAGCUAAAGACUGUCUGGAAGCCUUGUUGAAAAUCCUGAGUGCAGAGUGUAAAAUUCCUCAUCCUUUAGAUCCAGAUCAUCCAUUCUUCGUUACAAUCACAAUCAGAUAUUGUCUACCUGAAGUAAUAGAAGCACCAAAAGAAGUAUCUGAGAUAGACAAGUCUAACAAUGUCCAAAACGUUGAGCAAAACCGAUUCAGUAAAGAUGCUAACCUUUUUAUAAGUAAUUUUAGUUGCGAUGUUAGUAGUAACAAUUCUAAAACCACUCAAAACGUUAUGGAAAAACGAUGCGAUGAGGAACCUAGAAUGAUUGAAGCAAACAGUAUUAGUGGAGGUAUUGAUAGUAACAACUUUAAAAACGACCAAAAUGUCAUGGAAGAACAAUUCAAUACGGAAGCAAACAAUUUUAACACCAAAAACAUGGAAAAAGAAUUUAAUAGGCGGGCUGCCAACAUGUUAGAUUUAAACCAGCUUAGUGGUAAUAGUGCUAAUAACAUCUGUGAAAACAUCAAAAGUGUUAUGGAAAAACGAUUCAAUAAGGACACUAAAAUGUUAGAUUUAAGUAAUUUUGGUUCCGAUACUGAUUUAAAAGAAUAUAUUCCCAUAUUCACACCGAAUAAUUUCCGUUAUAUAAUAAAUGAAGUUGUAAAUAUGUGUCCUCACGCACUUAAUUUACAAAAUAAUAACAUAAAUUGUGCUAAUGCUUUAAAUCGCAUAAGAACGUUUGUGGAGAUUUUAGAUUUAAGCAAUAAUAGACUAAAACGUUUAAAUUCAAUACAAGUAUUGGGAGAAUUUUCAAACUUAACAGAACUAAGUUUAACUGGUAAUCCAUUGUGUGAAGAAUAUGGCCCUUAUUCUUACAAUUAUGUGCUAGAUGUUAAGAAGUUGUGCCCAAAUUUGAAAAAGUUGGAUGGUAUCGAUCUUACUACGCCGCAAUUUAGAAAAAAUUUCAUGGUCACUGCAGAAGCUGAGGAGUUUGCAGCUCAAUUUGUUGAAUACUAUUUUAAAAUUUAUGAUUCAUCUAAUAGAGUGGAUUUAAAUAAAGUAUAUGAUCCAUCGGCUAUGUUCUCAGUAAAUGCUAAAAUUAUUCCUAAGCAAAAAAAUUCUGAAACAGUUAAUAUAAAUCAUUAUGGUCUUGAUAAGCCUUAUUCUGUUUGUGGAAUGGAAGAUAUUAUGAAACUUUUUCAAGAAUUUCCAAAAACUUAUCAUGAUCCAUAUCCAAUUGUGUGUGACGUCACUAUAUAUAACACUAUUAAAGCAGUACUAGUGAUUUCUGGAAUUUUUAAAGAAUUUAAUCAAAUAUUAACAUUCAAUAGAAGUUUUUUCUUUAAACGCAUUGGACAACAAUUUUUAAUCACAAAUGAACAGUUGCACGUUAGCAACGCAUUGGAUUAUCAAACUGGAUGGAGCUUCAUAUUUCCCUCAGAUGUUACUCUUGCUGAAGCACCGUUGCCAUAUUUUUAUGAACAAUACAAACAAUUAGAAGAAGUCUUACAGAAAGUAACUAACAUGAACUUAGAGUAUUGUCAAAAGUAUUUGACUUACUGCAAUUACGAUUUGAAAAAAACACUAACACUAUUUGCAGAACUGCAUAUAAAUAAGGGAAUACCCCAUGAUGCAUUUAUAACCAAAAGCGAAACGAUAAAGAAGACAGGUGCAACAAUCUGCGAAGCCCUUCAGAAAAAAGUUGUGACAAAACAUGGUUGCAUUUCAUUAAAAACAUUAUGGGAUACUGUUAAUUGUGGACGACUACAAUCUUCGAAUGAUCCACCUAUUAUUAUUAAUCCAACGAUACAAAAAAUAUUUAAAACCUAUGUUGCCCCUUCUACCUAUGCCAGUAAUUUUCAUAAUUCUAUUAAUAGUGUUCCUUUGGCUUCCUUCCCCAAAAAAUAUGAUAGAAGUUCUAGAAAACAUAUAAAUAAUUUUGAAUCCAAAAUGCCAAAAUAUAUGGGUUGUUAUGAAUACCCGAAAACAAAUCAAUCUCUAGAUUCACAAAAAACAAAUGAAGAUAAUAUACCUAACAAAAGACCAUCUGAAAUAAAAUAUAUGGGUUGUUAUGAAUACCCGAAAACGAACCAAUUUCUAGAUUCACAAAAAACAAAUGAAGAUAAUAUACCUAACAAAAGACCAUCUGAAACAAAAUAUAUGGGUUGUUAUGAAUACCCGAAAACGAACCAAUCUCUAGAUUCACAAAAAACAAAUGAAGAUAAUAUACCUAACAAAAGACCAUCUGAAACAAAAUAUAUGGGUUGUUAUGAAUACCCGAAAACAAACCAAUCUCUAGAUUCACAAAAAACAAAUGAAGAUAAUAUACCUAACAAAAGACCAUCUGAAACGAACUUGAGCAAAACUGUACCCUCCAAAAGAUCUAAAGAUGAUAGAGUCCAAGAUAUUUCUGAUAAAGUAGAAUCAAAUAAAAGAUCUAACACAACUUCUAGUGCAACUAAUACAUUUUCCUUAUCGGGAUUAAAACAAAAUGAAACAGAUCGAGAUAUCCUUCAAUCAUAUUCUGCUCGGAGGUAUUCACAUAAAAUAUGGUCUAAAGAAGAUGUAGUCCAAAAUAUUUCUGGUGAAAUAGAACCGAAAAAAAAAACUAAUACAACUUCUAGUUCAGCUAGUUCAUUUUCCUUAUCAGGAUUAAAACAAAAUGAAACCGAUCAAGAUAUCCUACAAGCAUAUUCUGCUCGAAGGGAUCAACAUAAAAAAACGACGCUUGAAAAAACUGUCGAACGUAAACCAACAACAAAUAGCAACGUCAACAUAGUAGGUUCAUCUAAGGCUCAAAAUAAGUCACAAGGAACAGAAAGUAACAACACCAACGCAUUAAGUUCAUCUAAUACUCAAAAUAUGUCCGAAGCAAAUUUAAAUACAUACACAAUUCCAAGGAGGACACAGACUCCCGUGCAAGUUCCGCGUCCAAGUCAAUUUAGUUUAGAAAUGCAGAAGAAACUGCUGGCAGAUAAAAUAUUUUCUAAAGCUAAACCGAAAUCAAUACCAAAAAAGAAUGAGCCUAACAAUAAAUGUGAACCUGCGAAAACCAGCCAGCCUCAGAAAACUACCCAGCCAGAGAAAAGUUCCCAACCUAAGAAAACUACCCAGUCUGAGAGAAGUUCCCAACCUAAAAAAACUACCCAGCCUGAGAGAAGUUCCCAACCUAAGAAAACUACCCAGCCAGAGAGAAGUUCCCAACCUAAGAAAAUUACCCAGCCUGAGAGAAGUUCCCAACCUAAGAAAACUACUCGGCCCAAUAAAACUACUCAACCUGAGAAAACUACCCAGCCUGAGAAAACUACCCACCCUGAGAAAACUACCGAGCCUGAGAAAACUACCGAGCCUGAGAAGACUACUCAGCCUGAGAAAACUACCCAGCCUAAGAAAACUACCCAGCCUGAGAAAGUUACUCAGCCUCCACCACUAAAGAAACCAAUCCAAGAGAAUCUCAGACACGAUCCUGAGAAAUCUACUAAGUCUGCAAAAACAAAAAAAGAAAGUCCUAAAUAUGAAUUAAGUGGAGUUCAAGAAAAUCUCAGAAAACAGAAACAGAAAUUAAUUGAUCUUAAAAAUGAAUUAGAUGCUACAAUGAAAUUGGCUCCAGCGUCUCGACAAACUGAUAAUACGUCUAGGCAAAAUGUAAUUACAAAAAUGUGUCAACAAUUACAGGUAGAAAAAGCAAAACUUCUAGCGCUUAAAUCUAAUUUAAAUAUAAAAUUAAUGAGAACAAGACAAGAGCAAAGUUCUUCAGUAAACAGUACAGUUCAAGAAGAAACAAAAUUAGUAAAUCUGACCCAAGAUCAAGGCCCCACAGCGACUGCAGAUACUUCUGCGGCGACUGAAAAUACUUCGGCGGCGACUGAAGAUACUUUGCCGGCGACUAAAGAUACUUCUGCAGCGACUGAAGAUUCUUCUACAGAGAAUAAGCCGUCUUCGGAAGAUUUAUUUCUUCUGCCUCAGAACGAUCAAGAUAACGAAUAUAUCAAGGCACUGAAACAAGAUAAAGAAUAUAUCGAGGCCCUGAAACAAGAUAUGUAUGAAUAUCUAUGCAACCGAACGCCAGAAAGUCAACUACCCGAUGAGCUGAGAGAACGGGUACAGAUCUUAAGGCCGGCUCACCUUCCUGUUACUAAAUCGUACCGAUACGGUUUUAUAAUUGAUGGGCAACGAAUGCGCUUCCGCAUUCCGGCUCAAAGAAAAAGAAAUUUAUAAAGCUUGAAAACUACAUAACAAUUUAUAUUUACACCCUGUUGCAAAAACGUUUAUUAAAUCUCUCAAUGUUGUUGCAACCGGGUAAUAGGUUUAUUUAGAUUGUAGAAAAGAGAUUUUUUAAUAUAACAUCUACUCAGCUAGCAAUAUAUAUGUCAUUAUGACGUUGAUACCUGUUACGUCUUAUAACCAAACAUAUGACGUAAUAUUCACGUGAAAUUUUAUGUCAUAUGUUACAGACCUGAGACACCAUUUCACAGGUGAGGUUAACACGACGUGAUGCUACUUCAUCAAAAUGACGAAAACGUAAUUCGUGAAAAUGACGUGAUGAUAAUAUGUCGUUAAAAUGACGUAAUGGUAUCUCGUCAACAUAACGUUAUUUUUGGAUAAGAUAUUCCAAAAAUAAUAAUCGAUGCAAUUUUAUAUAAAUUCAUAUUAUUACGGACAUCACUCGGAUCUAUGUCUUUGUCGGGAACAAUAAAAUUUAUAAAAAUAUUUUGAUUUUCUGUACGCCCAUGAAAUUCGUAUUUGAUACGAGCGUAAUAUCCAAAAUUUCGGUUAUGUUAACGAGUUGAUUUCUGUAAUUUUAUAAUUUUGACUAUAUUUUUAUGCUUUACUAGUUAUAAUUGUAAAAACGUGUUUUUUUUUUUAAACAAUUAUCGUUUAUUUCUACAUUAAUUGUUCCAACAACAGCCAAACAAACAUAACCUUAUAUUUUCGAAACUUUCUACAUUCCUCCUUGUGACGAUUAGACAACACUGCAUGGUCGUGACUGCAUAAAUUAUCGAUGAUGUGCAUCGGUUUUUGUAUUAUGAAACAAUCUCCUUUGAAUUAUGACGUCCCAGAAACGUCACGACAUCUUCUUAACGUUUCAACAACGACUGUAGGUCGACAUCUGUAUUUCCAUGUCGUGUUACGUCGCAUGCCUACUGUGAGCCAAAAAAUGACAACAUAAUGACUUGUGGAUGGUAGCUGGGUACAUAUCAUCCUCUCAUCAAGAUCUGUCAAAUUUAUAAUGUAAUA